CACGAGAGAAAAAUCGGAAAUCCCAUGCGGAAUAAGUAACUGGGGGAUCCUUUGAUUAAAGAACCCCUCUCUCCCGCAAAAGCCUCCCUCGCCAUCGCCACUCUCUCUCAAAUCCCUGUCUUCUCUCCCGCAAAGCCUCCCUCGCCACUCUCUCUCAACCCUCUGUGUCCGUUCUCACAGACCCACAAGCUUUCAUCUUCUUCAACGAGAGAAUAUUUUGAAGGGAUCAUUUUCUCGUACAAGCAAUGGCUACAUCAUCGGGGGCAUUUAAAUCCAGAGAAGACCAUCGCAAACAACUAGAGUUGGAAGAGGCAAGAAAAGCAGGGCUUGCUCCUGCAGAAGUUGAUGAAGAUGGCAAAGAGAUCAACCCGCAUAUUCCACAGUAUAUGUCAUCAGCGCCUUGGUAUCUCAAUGCUGAAAGACCUAGUUUGAAACAUCAAAGGAAAUGGAAAUCAGACCCAAAUUACACCAAGGCAUGGUAUGAUCGAGGUGCCAAAAUAUUCCAUGCAGAAAAGUAUAGAAAGGGUGCAUGUGAAAACUGCGGGGCAAUGACCCAUGAUGCAAAGUCAUGCAUGGAUAGACCUCGGAUGUUGGGAGCAAAGUGGACUAGUAAACACAUAGCACCUGAUGAGAAAGUCGAGGCAUUUGAACUCGAUUAUGAUGGGAAACGUGAUCGUUGGAAUGGUUAUGACUCAUCUACUUAUGCUCGUGUGAUUGAAAGAUAUGAGGCAAGAGAUGAGGCAAGAAGAAAGUACCUUAAAGAGCAGCAGCUGAAAAAGCUUGAAGAGAAAAACAAUAAUCAGAAUGGGGAUGAGGUUAGUGAUGAGGAGGAUGAUGAAGAUGACUUGAAGGUUGAUGAAGCCAAGGUUGAUGAGAGCAAGCAAAUGGAUUUUGCGAAGGUAGAAAAACGUGUGCGCACUACAGGAGGUGGAAGCACAGGAAGUGUUAGGAAUUUGCGUAUUCGAGAGGACACAGCAAAAUAUCUUUUGAAUCUAGAUGUGAAUUCGGCACAUUACGACCCAAAAACGCGAUCCAUGCGAGAGGAUCCUCUACCGGAUAGUGAUCCAAAUGAAAAGUUCUAUGGAGGUGAUAACCAAUACAGAGUCAGUGGGCAAGCAUUGGAGUUUAAGCAACUUAACAUGCAUUCCUUGGAGGCUUUUGAAAAAGGACAAGAUAUUCAUAUGCAAGCGGCUCCAUCUCAGGCUGAGUUGCUCUACAAAGAAUUUAAGAUCAAAAAAGAAAAAUUGAAGUCUCAAGUGAAAGAUACCAUUAUGGAGAAGUAUGGAAAUGCUGCCUCUCAGGAAGAACUUCCUAGGGAACUUCUCUUAGGUCAAAGUGAGAGAGAGGUUGAAUAUGAUCGUGCCGGAAGGAUUAUAAAGGGACAGGAGAAAUCUCUUCCCAAGAGCAAAUAUGAGGAGAAUGUAUAUACUAAUAAUCACACAAGUGUAUGGGGUUCUUGGUGGAAAGACCAUCAAUGGGGCUACAAGUGUUGCAAGCAAACAAUAAAGAAUAGCUACUGCAUUGGUUUAGUUGGAAUUGAAGCUGCAGAAGGUGCAAAUGAUCUCAUGAAAGAAAACAUGGCACGAAAAGAAGCCUUAGAAGAGAAACCUGUACAGACUGAGGAGAAAAAUCUUGCUACUUGGGGAUCAGAUGCACCUAGUGACCUUGUUCUUGACCAGAAACGACUCUCUGAAUCACUCAAGAAGGAGGAGGAAAGGAGGAGAGAAGAGAAAGAUGAGCGAAAGCGCAAAUAUAAUGUGAAAUGGAAUGAUGAGGUCACUGCUGAGGAUAUGGAAGCUUACAGGAUGAAGAAAAUUCACCACGACGAUCCCAUGAAAGAUUUUUUGCACUAAAGGCUACCUGAAAAUAAUUAAGCCUGGCAAAGUUAUGUGGCUUAGAAAGCAAGCUUCUCCUUGACCUAAAGCUUCAAGGUCCUUGGCUGGAGUCUGGAAUUGCAGAGGCUACUCCAAGAGCAUUGCAGAGGCUACUCCAAGAGGAAAAUGAGAUUUAGCAUUGGCAUGCACACAUUGCUAGUGUUGUUUUUUUAUACAUGCAUGUAUAUAUAUAACUUCCAUUUCUAAUUUUUGGGAAAGUUUUUAUAGCUGGGUUUGUCUUUAUUCAGUGAGUGUUAACUCUUGGGGGUUCCGUAUU
This is a messenger RNA of Amborella trichopoda, 2151 nucleotides long. Its product is annotated as pre-mRNA-splicing factor SLU7. Gene Ontology annotation, cellular component: spliceosomal complex. NCBI's taxonomy places the organism in Eukaryota, Viridiplantae, Streptophyta, Magnoliopsida, Amborellales, Amborellaceae. The record is from RefSeq and is a predicted model, not a curated record. Gene Ontology annotation, biological process: mRNA splicing, via spliceosome. Gene Ontology annotation, molecular function: pre-mRNA 3'-splice site binding.